CCUGGUGCUGCUCAGCCGUCACCUCCAUGGGGUAGCCGGAGAGGGUUAAAGGGCACAAGCUGGAAAAAAGACACCGGAGAAGAGGCAAAACCACAGAGGAACCUGGAGGUCCACCGGGGCUGGAGAAACAUUCCUAGAUCAGGCCCUUUGACAUUGCCAUUGGAAGGACACAGAGAGAGAGAGAGAGACAGAGAGAGAGAGAGACAGAGAGAGAGAGAGAGAGAGAGAGAGAGAGAGAGAGAGAGAGAGAGAGAAAGAAAAGAGAGGCUCCUGGCUCUGAGGUCUGUAACACCACCUCAGCACACGCUGGUGUAAACAGAGCCCUGGCCCAGUCUGGCUAAUGGUGCCUGGGGUGCUGAAAGGUUAGCACAGGGACCCUGCUGGAAGGAGGCAGAGCAUUCCGCUCUCUUAACUGGACAAAAGCAAGACUUCUGGGUGUCAAAGCAUUCAUUGGAUUUUUAUGGGAAUGAGAGAUCACAGUUCUCAGUGCUGACGUCUUUAUGGAAACCUCCGAAGCACCACGGCUCACGGCGUGGCAUGAAGGAUGUUCCCUGCUGCCGUAAACCAUCUGAAUCACAACCCGAUGCUGAGCAAGCAGCUUCAGGUCUGAGAGAGCCCGGGUGGAGAUGUCAUUCAGCCGGGCCACGGCCAGCUCGGAACUGCUGGCUCCGGACCGGCAGCGUCCUGCUCCACCCGUCUUCCUCCGCAAGCUGCGACGGGCUGCAGUGGCAGUGGGCUGUGACAUCCGACUGCGGGUGAGGGUGGAUGGGCACCCACGGCCCUCCCUUCGCUGGUACCAUGACGACAUGGCCCUGGCAGCCGACGACCAGGACUACGGGGGGCUGUGGAUCCGGGACUGCCAGCAGGUGGACAGUGGACUGUACACAUGUGUGGCUACCAACAACCUGGGGGAGGCCCGGACCUGCGGUCCACUGGCAGUCCUGGACCUGGGGCAAGACUCAGACAACACAGACGAUGAGAAUGGGGAAUCCCAGGUCUCCAUGGAGACAAAAGAACGAUCCAGGGUCCUGCAAAGUCAGGCAGCCAGCAGUCAGAUGUCAGGUGGAGGGAAGGCAUUGGUGGCCCCCCUGCUGGGACCAUGUGACGGUCCCGUAGUGGAGAGGGAGAUGCACACACUGGGCUCCAGAGCCCCGGGGCCGCAAGACUCUCUCCAGCCCGCCAGGCAAGCGAGCGCUGGGAGCCACUUGUGCAAUUGUACAGGGGGAGCAUCCCCAGUUAUCCACACACAGCCCUCCCAAAAUGCCCAGAGCCCCGUAUCUGCUUCCGUCUUUACAAGCACUGUAGAUUCAACCACAGCCCACAAUGGCAGCAAAAAGCCAGAAGAGGAAGCAGAACUCCCUGACAAAGCCAGACCCUCCCUAUCCACCAUCUUACCUCAGAGCAGUGGCUCCCAGGACCCAGUCGCGCUAGUGGCUCUGAAACUCCCUCGGACGGCUCCCAAAAUCUAUGACAAGGUUAGAGCAUUUGAGCAGCGCAGACACAGCGUCGAUGCACUAGACGUACCCACGAAGGGGGUGGCACGCACUGGGGUCGGCCAAAGGGCAUCCUGCCAUGUCGAGGAUGGGGCCACCGAUGGCUCCGGGAGUGGCUCUAAGAGGGCCGUGUUUAAACAGAGGGCCUCCUCGCUGGAGGAUCGGCCCAGCUACACCCAGAAGGUCCAGUGCUUUCAAAGCCGAUUCUCCGAAGAACUUCAGCGUAUCAAGAAACACGCUGGGAGACCCAAUAUCCAGAAAGCAUUCUCAACCGAGCGCCUCACUGUCACUGAUGAGCGGCCGGCAGGUAAAGUCCAGCCGAUCCUGCCAGAGGUGAUUGCUAAGUUUAGAAAUGCGUUUGAGAAAAAAGGCAACAUUGCCGAAGUUUCCCAAGAGCUGGCAAUGAAGGAACAGUCGUCGCAAACAAAAGCAAAACUUUUGUCUGAAGCUCCCCCAGCUGGAAGCGGGUUGAGAAUAGAUUGCCGAGCGCAGUCUCCUGACAGGCCUGAGCGCCCAUUAAUGAAAGAUUCACAGCCUAGCCGGCUGGUGGAGGAAAUUGUCCCUGAAGCACCAGGGCAGCGUUCACUGUGGCUUGCAGGAAAGACCUUGGGAGCCAGACAGUUGGCUUCGCCUGGCAAAGCGCAGCCUUCUCCGCAUGUCGAGCAGCGUGAGAAAAAGCAAAAGAACACGAGGCCCGAGCCCAAAGCUGUGGGGCCCUUGCCUGAGGACGCGGUGGGCCCGGCCCCCCCAAAACCCCCGAGGCUUCUUGCCACAGCCUCUACGUUCCCCAGGUCGUGGAAGGAGAGAGGAGAGAAGACAGUCCCGCCGCACCCACCCGGGCUGACCGUCCCCGCCCUUCCACCCGAAGACGAAACCCCGGAGGACGGCGAGCCGCUGACAGGACGCCGUCACCAAAAAAGCCCCAAACAAAAAGAGGAGAGGCGAAGAGGAGGAAGAAGUUAUGUGUGGCAAACAACAGCUGAAGAAGAAGAGGACUCCUUGGACGACCCCUACAUAUCUGCUGAAGAGGUCCCGGCGGGGGGGCCUGUGUUCAGGCUCCCUCUGAAGGACGUCGUGGCAGUAGCAGGCUCAGAUGUGACGCUGGAGUGUGUCAUCGUGGGAAAGUCUUCCCAAGUGACGUGGAGAAAAGGAGGUGCGAGGUUGAGCGCCGGAGCCGGCUGUGAGAUGAAAACGGAGGGGGGGCGACACAGUCUCCGGAUCAGCCUGAUGAGACCCUGCGACGCGGGCACCUACUCUGUCACGGCAGCGGGAGACGGGGGCCAGACGGUGUCCUGUAGUGCCACGCUCUUCAUCCAGUCAGAGCCUGUCAGGGUGCAGGGUUGCCCUUUGACCUCCACUCUCGCAGCCUCUGAUGUCGAGUUCCUUGGCCACAUGGAGGAGGCCACGGACUUUGGGGCGCUCAGCAGGACAGGAGCGAUCCGUUUCAAAGAACCCCCCGCGUUCCAGGUUGCACUGAGUGACCGGGCGGCGAGGGAGGGGGAAGAUGUCACCAUGUGUGUGCAGGCCUGGGGACAGCCAAAGCCAAUGGUUUGCUGGCUGAAGGAUAGAAUGAAUUUCAGAACAGAUGGCCAACACGAGCUCCGUGAAAUGGACAAUGGGAAAUACGAGCUGAAAAUCAAAUCUGCUGGGAAAAUCGAUGGCGGAAUUUACACCUGCAAGAUCAUAAAUGAGUAUGGUACCAAACAGUCGGAAUGCCGACUGGAAGUGAAAGAUCUUCCUCCUCCAGAGUUGCUCACCAUCGCCAGCCCUCUGCAGGACGUGAGGGUCUGCGCCGGCAAAACAGCCCUGUUUGAGUGUCAUGUGAGCGGACCGCAAGAUGCGGACGUGGACUGGCUGGCCAAUGGCAAGCUCAUGCAGCCUGCUCUGCUGGACUGCAAGAUGCACUUUGAUGGGAAGAGGUGCUGUCUGCUGCUGAGGUCUGUGCAUGAAGACGACAGUGGCUUUUACACCUGCAAAGUCAGCACUGCCAAAGAGGAGGUCACUAGCAGCGCCCAGCUCACUGUCACACCGUCGGAGGAACCCCUCUUCACUAGAAAGCUGGAGGCACUGGAGGUUAUGGAAGGUCGAUCUGCACAUUUUGACUGUAAAGUCAGCGGCACACCACCCCCUGAAGUUACAUGGAACCACUGUGACCAGCCAGUGGUGGAGAGUGAGAACAUUCACAUUCUGACUGAGGGCGGGCACCACUCUCUGCACCUCUCCUACGUUACCCUGGAAAGUGAGGGGUCGUACGUGGCCACGGCUCGGAAUGCUCACGGGUGGGCCGAGAGCUCCGCCGAGCUGUACGUGCAGGAACCGCGGCAGGUCGUUUCCAGUCAGAUGUCGAGGUUGGAGAAGAUGCCAUCGAUCCCAGAGGAGCCGGAGGGGCUGGAUGGAGAUCUUGAGCGCAGGAUCAUGCCAGACUUCCUUAAGCCCCUCAGCGAUCUGGAAGUGCUUGAGGGUAGGGAGGCCAUGCUGGUGUGUAAAGUGGCGGGCACACCAUACCCCACCAUCACUUGGUACCACAAUGGGCAGAAGAUCGACAGCACCUAUGACAGGAAGAUGACACAGUACAGGGAUGUCCACAGUCUGGUCAUUCGUUCAGUGUGCCAUGCCCACAGUGGCGUGUACAAAAGCGUCAUCUCUAAUAAGGUUGGGAAAGCCACCUGCUACGCCCAUCUUUAUGUGACAGACAUAGUCCCUGAACCCCCUGAAGGACCUCCAGUGGUUGAGUCCAUUACGGGAAGAAGCAUCACAAUAAGUUGGAAAAAACCAAAGAAUCUUGAUCCGUCUAUUGAUCCUGGUUGCCUCAUGUACGCGGUUCAGCAGCAGGCAUUGGGGUCCAUCCAGUGGACGAUUGUGGCGUCCAGUCUGAGUGAGACGUCUUACACCGUGACCGCUCUCUCAAAAGGAGUCCGAUAUGCCUUCAGGGUCCUGAGCACCAGCGGCCGAACGUUCAGCAAGCCCUCGCCACCUACCGACCUGCUUAUGCUCAUCGACAGGGGACAAUAUUUGCGGAAAGCGCCAGUCAUCCUGGAGAAACCUGAUGUUGUGUAUGCGGUGGAGAACCAGCCUGUUACCAUGACGAUAACCCUCAAUCAUGUUCAAGCAUCAGUCACUUGGAAAAGGAGAGGUGCAGCACUUGUGAACAAGCCUGGCGCAUACGAGAUGUACAUGCCUGAUGAUCAUCAGCAUGCGCUGAAGAUAUCAAGGGUGAAAGGAGGAGACAUUGGCCAGCUGAUUUGUAUGGCAAACAACCAGUAUGGUAGUGAUCUUUGCACUGUCCUGCUGGCUACAGCAGCUCCUCCUGCCUUUGAGACCAUCAUGGAGGACUUGGACGUGUGUGUUGGUGAAACAGUUUGCUUUACUGUAGUUGUCGGGGCAAAGCCUGACCCUGACGUCCUGUGGUACAAGGACAACAUUCUGCUGGUGGAGAGCUGUCACUUCACCUUUGUGUAUGAGGGGAGAGAGAGCACCCUGCUCAUCUCCAGUGUGCAGCCUGCAGACUCAGGAGUGUACACAUGCAUCGCCAGGAACCUGGCUGGAGAAGUCUCCUGCAAGGCUGAGCUCACCGUCCACACUGAAAAACAGGUCGAGGAGAAAGGUGAACAUCUGGAAGACAAAGGUGCUAUUCUGAGAAGGAUGCGCAGACUAACAGAUUACUACGACAUCCACAAGGAAAUUGGCAGGGGGGCGUUUUCAUAUGUUAAACGGGUUACCCAGAAAAACGGAAAGCUGGAGUACGCAGCGAAGUUUAUCUCCACACGAGUGAAAGGGAAGAGUGCUGCCUUGAGAGAAGUGGAGCUGCUGUCUGGAGUAGACCACGAACGGAUCCUCUACUUCCAUGAUGCGUUUGAGAAGAAGAAUGUCGUGGUCAUCAUCACAGAGCUGUGUCGUGAGGAACUUUUGGAAAGACUGAUGAAGAAGACCACCAUCUUGGAGACUGAGAUCCGGUCUUGCAUAUGGCAGAUUCUAGAGGGGAUCAUGUAUCUGCAUCAGAAUGACAUUAUUCAUUUGGAUAUAAAGCCUGAAAACAUCCUCAUGGCAGACCGGAGGAGUGACCAGAUCAAGAUUUGUGAUUUUGGGAAUGCUCGUAAACUCACUCCAAAUGAAGCCCAGUACUGCACAUAUGGGACUCCGGAAUACAUCGCCCCUGAAAUUGUCAACCAAACACCCGUCUCCAAAGCCACAGAUAUUUGGCCAGUGGGAGUUAUAACUUACUUGUGCCUCACUGGGGUCUCUCCGUUUGCUGGGGAAAAUGACCGUCACACACUGCUCAACAUCAGGAACUCUAACGUAGCGUUUGAGGAGAGUAUGUUUGCAGAGUGCCGAGAGGCCAAAGGAUUCGUUAUUAAGCUUCUUGUGACAGACAGAUUGAGGCCUGAUGUGGCAGAAUGUCUUCACCAUCCAUGGUUCAAUACUCUAACAAAGGGAAAGAGUAUCAACACAUCGUUGCACAAGCAUGUGCUGGCCAGGUCGAAAUGGCAGCGUUCACUCAUCAGCUAUAAAUCUAAAAUGAUGAUGAGUUCCAUCUCAGAGCUGCUCAAUGACUCAUGCAGCCGCGUGUCUCUCGCUGUGCCGAGGAGCGUUAAGGAGGGCUCUCCACCUGUGUCGUCGUCAUCCGACUCCGACGAGGAUAUUGACGAGCUGCCGUUCGUUCCCAUGCCUCUCACGAUGAUGUUCUCGGGGUCCCGCAUGUCUCUCAACGAGAUCCACGAAGAUGACACUGUCUCAGUGGGAGCAGCCAAAGUCCCACAGCGAAACCUCCGCGAGAAUGAGGAAAGCGAGCACCACGUGCUGUCUGAUGGGGAAGACGGCAUGGAGGAACGCAUAGAGGCUGCAGAUGGGACUGAGCAGGCUGAGCUGGCCCUGCGGAAAGGCUCGAGCAUGGAGGCGGAGCAGGCAUCGACCAAACCCAGGAGGCGUUUAAUGCGCAGGGGAAGUUCUGCUGACAGCGCCCUUCUUCUCCACAUCACACCCAUGGAAGGAGCUGCUUCCCACAUGCCUUUGGACGAAGGACAGAAGAGCAUGAAAAAGGCAGCGUCCAUGGACUUACCGCAACGGAGCAAUAGUCCCAGCCCGGGGAAGCCAAGCCAAGAGGACUACGCCCUGAAACUGGAGCUCCUGAGACACAGACUGAUCAGAGGGGGCUGCAUGGAUAAGAAGUUGAGUGGGCUUCGUGGUCCCCUGUUUGAGACUCUGGGCAUGGAUGAGGAAAAGAAGUCUCAGACGCUAGACUGCAACUUGCGGACACUCCGAUUGGGUGGCUUGGCGUGUACCUCCUCUGCUGACAGACCCGGAGAGAGCCCACCCAAGACCCAGGCAUUCCGGAAGAGCAUCUCCCUCAGCCAAGUUGAGACAGAACCUGUGUCCCUUCGCAGAAGGUCCGGAGCACCUCUUGAAAUCCCAUCAGCUGAGGCUGGACAGUCCAAGCUGCACAAAGAGUCAUCUGUACCUGCAGUUCCAGAGCAGACCAAGCUGGAAGCUCCACCUGAGCUUCCAAUAGAGCAUACUGAAGGAGUGUCUUCUCCAAACCUGGAAGAACAACAGGUAACAGGAGAAGAGGAGAAAACAAGAGAACCUCUCUCUCCUCGUUUGUUACAGCACAAUAUUAAGAAAAUUGACAAGAUGGAAGAGCUCAGGUCUCCUUUACCCACAAAUGAAAGUCAUAGACUUCCUGAAUACAGUUUGUCACAUGACAUAUCCUCAUAUGAUUCAAGCACAGUACAGCCAAAUGCUAAGUAUGAUCCUUCAGGUAAACAUAUACCAACCUCGAAGAUCUCAGAGCAAGAAACAAGCACAGAACACCUCGCUGUCUUUGCCAGCAUGUCUAUUUCUUCUCCAACUCUCAGAACCGAUAUAAAAGACAUUGAUUCAGAGGAAGUUGAAGCGAGGUUUAAGAAGCGAGAAUCAUCUCUAACACGGAGCUUGAAGCGUUUAAAACCAAAACCAAGACUAGAGGAAAAAUCCCUGUUCUUCCACGGAGGGACAGGUGAAGAGGUUUACCGACCUGGUCCAACUGGUGCACCACUGGAGUUUGUGUCAAGAGGACUGCAGGAGAAGUCAAAGUCAUUCCAAGACCUUCGGGAAGUGGACAAGGAUCCUGGCCUCGGACUAAGUAGGCUCUCUUUGCGUGUGAAAAAAAAUUACAAAAAAGAGGAAAUGCCAAACGAGGAAAACUCAGAUUCUUCUGCUUCCAGACGAAGAGUGACCUGGGCUCUGGGGCGAAGUAAGUCCCUGGAUAAAAGAGCAGCAGAGACUGAAGAUAAGCACAGUGAAAGAAAUUGUCAAGAAGUGGAGCACAAAAAGGUAGCUGACUCACCAGUCCUUGCAAUGCGGCGCAGAUUUGAGUCAAAGGUCUUGGGUAUGUCUGACCGAAUACAUAACAAGUCACAGGAAAGGAAAGACAGUAAAGUAGUACAGUCAGAAGUGAGUGCGGAGCUCCCAAAAGAUGAGGAGAUACAGGACAUCCAAAAAGUCAGUGAUUCACCAAUUCUAGCAAUGCGCAAGAAGUCUGAAUCAAAGUUCUCCGAUUCUUUAUUAAACCGAAGUCACUCUGAAGAGAGAAACAUAGGAAAAGGAGCCAAGGACGAGGGAAAGAGGACGCCCCUGCUUUCACGACUCCGACAUUCCCAGUCCAAAAGCAUUGGUUUAAAGAAGAUGGCUGUUCCUGAGAACCAGUUAUCCUCACAGACUUCCUGCACUGCAUCCAAAGAGUCACUAGACUCCACAUCCAGCACUCAGUCUACAAAAUCAUCGCAAACCCACGAGAGAGACUGCAGGUCUAGGUGGGACAGGUGGGGCUUGUCAAGAGGGAAAAGAGACAAAACACCAUCCAAGCCAAGCAGUCCCUCCACCCCUGUAGAAGACCAGUCUGCGCAGCAGUACACUCCAUCUGCCUCUGAUUUCCCCCCAGUAUUCCAUAUCAAACUGAAGGACCACAUUCUUUUGGAUGGCGAGCCAAUCACCCUGACUUGUCUCCCAGCUGGUAGUCCCCAUCCAAGCACUGUGUGGAUGAAAGACAAGAAACUUUUAGAGACUGAUGACAGAAUGAACAUGAUGGCCAGCCCAGAUGGACGGCACCUCUUGAUGAUUAUAAACACAAGCCAGAAAGAUGCUGGACUUUAUGAGUGUGUGGCCACAAAUAACUUGGGCUCUGCCACCACGUCCUGCAUUUUAACCUUAGCUCAUGUUCCAAAAUGCCCAGGGACCCCCGAGAUUCCUCAGAUAUAUAACAACACGGCGCUGGUUGUGUGGAAACCAGCAGAGAGCAAAUCCCCCUGCACGUACACGCUGGAGAGGAGAAGUGAAGGUGACCCAGGCUGGCUGGUCGUGGCUGCUGGGAUUGCUGAUUGUUACUACAAUGUCACCCGAGCUCCCGAGGGCCUCACCUUCCGUUUCCGUGUGGCAUGUGUGAACAAAGCAGGACAGGGCCCCUACAGCAGUGUCUCAGAGAGGGUCGACAUCAGUCACAUCCCAGGUAUGAGCCAAACAGUAGCUCUGGUAUCUCCGCCUCCUGUAGCUCCGCCUCCUGUAGCCCUGCCUCCCCAUGCCAACACCGCUGCUGGAACACUGGCGCAGCCAGCCGUGCACAGUCCCUCUGUCCCAGUGUCUGUGGUGGCGUCCGUCCCAGCCUCUCAUGGGCCCCUGCAGACCAGCGCAGCCACAGCCCCCUGGCGGAAGACCGCUACGAAUACUGCACCUGAACCACUCUCCUCCAGUUCUGACCCCCAGACUGCACUAUCACCCCGCUCACCCACUCACGUCAGCCCUGUCCCAAAGGAUGCCAAGGCAUGGCCUAACCUCACCAUUAGCACCGAUCCAGUGGUCACUGUCACCCAAUUGCCGCCCAAGGUCAGGUCCAUCCCUCCUUUGGUCCCUACCAAACCAAACAGCCCCAUAAAUGUGGUUCCCCCCAUCACGCAAGUCCAGUCAGUGCCCCAGAGGUCGUAUACAGCUCCUCUCUCAGUGGGUCGACUCAGUUCUCCUCUCCCAAAUUACAUACCAGCCACCAGUGUUCAAACGGUUCCAGCCCCUGUUGCGCCUGUGGUUCUAACGAACAGCAUCAGUCCUAUUGGGGACAGCACAGCCUCGCCCGGGACAGAGACCCCCACGGGGAGGGUGACCCCUUCCACCAAAAGUGAGACCAUCUUGAGACAGGGAGUUCCACAGAAACCAUACACAUUUCUGGAUGAAAGAGCUAGAGGUCGAUUUGGUGUGAUACGGGACUGUCGGGAAAAUGCCACUGGGAAAAUGUUCAUGGCUAAGAUUGUGUCCUAUGAUCAAGAGACCAAGCAAACAGUGAUGCGGGAAUAUGAGAUCUUGAAGUCCCUUCACAAUGAGAAAAUCAUGGCAUUACAUGAAGCGUACGUCACACCUCGCUACCUGGUUCUCAUUACAGAGCACUGCAUGGGCAAGGAGAUCCUUUACAGCCUUAGCGACAGGUUCCGUUACUCGGAAGACGAUGUGGCAGGCUAUGUUGUCCAGAUCCUCCAAGGUCUGGACUAUCUGCACAGUUGCCGAAUUCUCCACAUGGACAUCAGGCCAGAUAACAUUAUGGUGACCCGCACCAAUGUCAUUAAGAUUCUAGACUUUGGUAGCGCUCAAAGUUUCAACCCCCUCUCCCUGCAGCACUACAGCCGAGAUCUGGGAACUCUGGAAUAUAUGGCUCCUGAGAUGUUGAAGGGAGACGUCGUCGGACCUCCAGCAGAUGUGUGGAGUUUAGGAGUUCUCACCUAUGUUAUGCUUAGCGGCAGGCUGCCAUUCCAAGAGAAAGACCCACAGCAGACAGAGACCAAAACACACGCAGCAAAGUUUGACCCGACCAGGCUCUACCCCAACGUUUCCCAAAGUGCCUUGGCUUUCCUCAAGAAGACGCUAAACGGCUAUCCAUGGUCGCGACCUGCUGCCAAAGACUGCAUUGUUCACUCCUGGCUUCAGGACUCCUACCUGUCCAAGCUGCGUCGGCAGACGCUGACGUUCACCACCACGCGGCUGAAGGAGUUUCUGGCUGGGCAGCAGCGUCGGAGGUCGGAGUCGGCCACCAGGCACAAGGUCCUCCUCCGAACCUACCAAGGUGGGCCUCAGUCCCUGGCCUCGCCUUCAGUACCCAACCCACCAAGCACACCCGUCCCCCAGUGCGAACCUUCAACCCGGGCGUGGGCUCCGCCAAACCAAAAAUAAACAGAGGCUCAUUUUUUCUUCUCUGCCACUUUGUGUAGGAGUGGAGAAGGUGGAACUGGUCCAAGUUUUGAAAAGCUUUAGACUUUAAUGACCGCUGUUAAUGUGUGUCGUUAAUAGGAUCGUAGUGGCAGUUUGAAUUGUAGUUGUUUAAAAAUCGUGACACAAAUGUAAUAAACAUUACAGACCACAGAGCAAUAUGUGUUUGGCCUUUGGCUGAGAAGUUUAUUGACUGUUUAAAUUUAGUUUCAACACACCCCAUUUGAAGAGAAUCUAUGAAACAGGUGAGCACUGCAGAGAGACAGGUAUCACUGGCCCGUGUAUGAAGCAGAAAACCCAGUGUCUUCCACACGUCCACCGCACACUUUGAUGUUUGCUGUUGCUCCCCGACUGAAAUUUCUCCCCUGGGGAUGUUUAUGAAUGGAUCAGAAAUGUAGAGAAAUCCUCUGUAUACUGCCUGUAAAUGGUCUCCUUUGUGUGGAAGGCUUCCAGGCUCACGUACGGUUUCAGAGUGCGAUUGUAAAGAGGAUGAUGGGUUUCAGUUCACAGAAUGACUUCCUGGAGAUCUGAGCGUCACGCAGAUAUGUUCUAUGCGCCUGGUGUUAACCUCCAGUGAGUCUGUAACUAAAGACUGACAAUUUACAUCGUGCAUGUCCGAUUUGUUUUGGAAUGACGUUGGCUGGAACGUCUGUAUCUGAGUAAAGGGAGAAGGAGCAGGUAUAGGAUAUAUUGCACAGUCUCAUGGUGAGCCCGCUAGCCGUGAUUACCGUUCCAGUGUCAUGACGACAACAUUUCCUCCACUGCAGCUGUGUUAAGUUAUUCUGUUUAAGUAUUUACUUCACUGUAGCUGCAUCUGCGUGUGUUACUCAGCCCCAUGAGUCAGCAUGCUUUCAUAAAGCACUCCUUCAAGCAAUAGUCAAUGUGGACUCGAGUGAAUUGGAAGUUCAGAUCAUAUUUCUGCUGCUUCUGUAAAAAUUGAGAGUGGUGUUAUGCUGAAGUGUAAAUAUGUUUGCAAAAGUUUUCUUUUACGUUUCCUUUUGAAAGCCUCCUUUUGCAAUUUCUUUAAAAUAUGUCAUUUGAAAGACAAAUGUGUUCAUUAAAGAAAAAAAGACUCUCUU
Messenger RNA from Electrophorus electricus (electric eel), 11791 nucleotides. NCBI's taxonomy places the organism in Eukaryota, Metazoa, Chordata, Actinopteri, Gymnotiformes, Gymnotidae. The record is from RefSeq and is a predicted model, not a curated record.